GGCUGGCGAUGCACAAGACAAUUCUUCCGCGCCGAUCAAUGUCAUCUCCCCCUCUCUGCCAACGCGUUGCGAGCAAUGAGUCGACGGGUCUUGCUGCCACGACGAGCAGCAGCAGCAGCCUUGCUUCCCCUUCCCACCUUUCGCAGCAGACCCGCCUUGCGCUCAGCUCCUCGACGCACUCUCGUCUCAGCAGCACAUCUCCAAUUCGGCCAGCCGCUGCACGAGACCCAUCCCCAUCUCAUCCAAGCCGGAGAACUCACUCCGGGCAUCUCUGCCCUCGAAUACCAUCAUCGCCGCGCGACCCUCGCCCAAAAACUGCCUCGAGGCGGCAUUGCCAUUCUUGCUGCCAGCGAGCUCAAGUACCGCUCCGGCCCUGUCUUCUAUCCCUUCCACCAGGACCCCAACUUCUUCUAUCUCACCGGCUUCAACGAGCCCGACGCGGUCGCUGUAAUCGAAAAGGGCAAAUCCAAAGUCGAGUACACCUUCCACCUCUUCGUGCGAGGCAAAGACGCGCAAGCCGAACAAUGGGACGGGGCACGGUCGGGGACACAAGCGGCGUUAGACGUCUUCAAUGCCGAUGAGGCGGGCGACAUCGAGCACCUCUCGACUUCCCUUGCGGACAUUGUAUCUGGUGCACAAGAGGUGUAUACCGACAUCGGCUCCUUUGGGCGCAAGAAUGCACUGUCGCGCUUCUUCGGCGGAUCGAAUGCGAAGCUCGAUGGCUUUGCGAAAAUGCUGCGCGACUCCACCGUCAGACCGCUCCGGCCCUUCAUGAAUGAGCUGCGUCUCGACAAGUCAGAGGCGGAGCUGAACUGCAUGCGCAAAGCGGGCUCCAUCUCUGGGGCUGUCAUCACGGCCGCCAUGAAGCGUGGUUACGAAACCGAGAAGCAGCUUUGGGCGGACCUGGCAUACGGCUUCAAAACGCAAGGCUUGGAUGGCGAGGCUUACGUUCCCGUGAUUGGGGGUGGUACGAACGCUCUCAGCAUCCACUACGUGCGGAAUGAUGCGCGACUGCGCAACGGCGAUCUCGUCCUCGUAGAUGCCGGGGGAGAAUACGGCAACUACAUUACAGACAUUACGCGGACAUGGCCCGUCACCGGAGAAUUUACAGGGCCGCAGAGAGACAUGUACAACAUGAUCCUCCAAGUGCAGAAGUCAUGUGUGAGUCUGUGCCGAGAAGACGCGGAUGUCACCCUGGACAAACUGCACCGGAUUGCGGAGGGCGGGUUGAAGAGUGGGCUGAAAGAUCUCGGAUUCGACACGUCGCGUUCGGACGUGAUGGACGUCAUGUUCCCUCAUCACGUGGGCCACUUCAUCGGCCUGGACGUACACGACGCGCCCGGUCACCCUCGCACGCAGAGGCUGCGGGAGGACCAAUGCAUCACCAUCGAACCCGGCAUCUACGUCCCCACCGACGACGAGCGGUGGCCGGAGCAUUUCCGCGGGAUUGGAAUCCGCAUAGAGGAUUCUGUGCGGAUUGGUAAGGAACAGGCCGAAGUGCUCACCCGUACGGCGGUGAAGGAAGUCGAAGAAAUCGAAUCCUUGAGGCGAUGAUGCUAGCUUUUG
Messenger RNA from Neohortaea acidophila, 1566 nucleotides. Its product is annotated as metallopeptidase. Lineage: Eukaryota; Fungi; Ascomycota; Dothideomycetes; Mycosphaerellales; Teratosphaeriaceae. The transcript has 4 exons. The record is from RefSeq and is a predicted model, not a curated record. Gene Ontology annotation, molecular function: metalloaminopeptidase activity; manganese ion binding. Gene Ontology annotation, cellular component: mitochondrion. Bases 76 to 1554 code for a protein of 492 amino acids.